UCACACCAUUGAGGACACGGAAAUCAAGUGGUGACGAGGUGUCAUGAUGGCUCGGGGGGUCAGGUCAUCGUCAGGUCAGAGGUCACUAAUGGUGGUAGUGACUCUGGGCCUCCUCCACCUAUUGAGGACGGUGAUGAGCUACUCUUCAGGUGUUGGAGCGGCCACAGGACCACUCCAGGAUUCUGACGUCUUCUCGCAGUCACAGUUCUCCACAAGACCUCUAGGUUUCCUGCGGUCUCAAGCUGUGCGGGCCAAUAAGCUGGUUGGGUCUUCAGGAGGAGGGAUGAGGUGUGAGAUAGGGUCAGACCUGGUGGCCGCCGUGAUUGACAUGAUAAAUACUAUCACACCUACACACCUACACCUUGUAACCCAGCAUGACCCAGAGAGCUGCCUGGUGGAGGGGCUGUGGGAGAAGGGUGUCGGGGUGGCGGUGAUGGGGUACACACACUGGUGGGGCCUCCUGCAGCAGUCGUCUUACCUCUUACCCUCCCAACACAUCCUGGUGGGCGACAUUUACUGGAUCUCAACUAUUAUGGUGCAGGUGAAGCCGCUCUACAACUCGGGAAAAAUUAAUUCUAUGAGAACUCGUUGGAUGUGGGUGUCAACCAGCCUCCCGACGACCCCAGAAUCAUUACCUGCUGCCUCCUCCUUCCCCGUGAUCACCGCCCCCUUAAACCUGGCCUCAGAUAUCCCCGACAGGCAUAGCAUCAGGGUAGUUCCUUCUUCUUCUUCUUCUUCCUCUCCUUCAUCUCCUCCUGCUGGUGCUGCCUUCAUCUCUAGCAGAACCAAAACAUCAGAGUCACAACCCUUCAACGCUGAGAAAAUUAUCACGAGGCACCAUAACUCCAUCUUGUCUAGCACCGCCCCCAUGUCCCAGUCCUUCCUUCACGCCCUCGAUGUGGUGUCAGACGCGCUGCAGGAGGGUAUGAGGGGAGUCCUGCUGGCUGACCUACACCAACAGUCAACAUCCUCAGCUGGUAAUGUUUCCCUGUCAGCUCAUGUUGGACGUAAACAACGAACAACAACAAUAACCCCGUGGGUGGCGGUGGGCGGGGUGGAGGCUCCAGGAGACGGAUCGUGGCGGCUGGUAGUGGCGGCCUCGUGGACUAACCAACACCUAGACACCUACAGACCACUGUGGCCGCCCCUCUCCUACAACCUGCACCAGAGGGUCGUUCGGCUCACCUGUACUCAGAAACCGACGGUGUUUGAGUUCGCUGACAAUGCAACUAGGCUGGCUGACGCUCGUGGGUACGCUGCUGACCUCCUUCGGCUGAUCCAGAAGCGGCUGAAUUUCUCUGAUGUCAUCCUGCCUGUCGUCGGCUUCGGCUCUAUCAUCGAGAACGGCUCCUGGAAUGGAAUGAUCGGCGUCCUGUCUAGACAAGAGGCGGACAUGGGCCCUCUGGACUUCAGCCCGGAUGCCCAGAGGUCGCAGGUGGUGGAGUUCGGUGAGCCCUACAGCAUGGACGGCGUGGUGAUCCUGUGUGAGGCGCCCUCCAUCCUCGUCAGGCCCUUCCUCCUCCUCAACAUCUUCUCCCCGCUGGUGUGGGCGUGUCUGGUGGGUGUGGCGAUGGCUGCGGGUGUGUUCGUGGGCGGUGUAGUGGUGGCUGAGGCUCGGUUGUUGGGCAGUUGGGCGGGAGGAGGCAGGAGUGUGGGUGGCGACCGUGUGGGCGGCCCCCAACCAGUCAAAUGUUUCACCUCCGUCUUCAAAAUUUUCCUCUACCAAAGUAGCAGGUGUUGGCCACGUAACCCCAGUGGGCGGGUGGUGAGCGCUGUGGUCAUGUUGGUGGCACUGGUGGUGGGGUCAUUGUACAGUGGCUUCAUCACUGCCUUCCUCGCUAUCCCCUUCAGGUCAGUUCCAGUCAACUCAGCAGAAGACCUGGUACAGAGGGACAUGACUCCAGUCUUCAGGGCCAAAACCACCGUCUAUAACUUCAUUUUAAAGCAGAAGGGAGGUGUCCUUGGCCAACUGAAGGCGAGGAUGAAGACGGUGGAAUCAGAAGUCCUCACCACCUGGCAGUUCCUGAGUAAGGUGGCUGAUGGUACCUACGCUCUCCUAGAUACGUACAGCUCAGCGGUGGGUCGGGCACAGAAGUAUGAGAGGCGUGGCGAGCAGUGUAAGUACCACCUUGCUCGCCACUUGGUCAGGGUCGACUUUGACACCUUCGCCUUCGCCCGCAACAGUUUCCUUAUACACCAGUUCGACGAGAUCAUGCGUCGUCUACGUCACGGUGGUAUUAUCGGUCACAUGCAGAAACAGUAUUACCAGCUGCCCUGUGAGAGCGUCCAGCGACAAGUGGGACCCGAACCUAUGUCCCUGGCUCAGGUCCAGGGAGCAUUCUACGUGUUGGGUACCGGCGUUAUCUUGGCCACCUCCACCCUACUGACGGAGAUAGUGGUGCACGCUUGCUGCAGGAAGUCCACCGCCCAUCACUUGUCUGGUCUCCUCCCCGGGUCGUCUCCCUGGGUACCGAGUUUUGGUCACCUCGACGAGAAUUAAAGAAAACGGUUUACUCGUUUCACCUGGAUACCUAUUUUCUAUCUUUAAUUAAUUUACCUUCGACAAGGGAAGGAAACCGGUGGCUGGUUUAUUCCUCUCAUUUGUACUGAUGAGUUGUUUCCUUGUCCAGUGUUAGUACAGGAGGAAACUACAGUACCUGGAGGAAACCUGCCAUGUUUGUGGUAAUGUCACACUGGGUAUCGGAGCGGGAAUCGAACCCUGGACAUACUGUUAAGAAAUACGCAUGUUAUCACUGUACAGUACCACUAACAACUAUGUAUGAAUGUACGCGUAUGUAUGUAUAAUUUUCCUCAAUUGAAAACGUUAUCAGAUUAAAAGUGACUGGAGUCAUGACCUUCCUCAAGCUCCUCUGGAUACUGUUAUAGUGAUCAUAUAUCACCGUCGAUACAAUAACAGUGUAUAGUGUUAUUUUAUAUAUUAUCAAUACACUUAAAACGUUCCUUAUAUGUCCGUAUAAAUGGAGUACAAGAACUAAGUGGUGGCUAGUCCCAGACCUCCUCACUUGGGUGCACAAUAACAACAUUCACAGGAAAACAAACUUUAAAAUACGUUGGAUUAUCAUUUGCAACAUUGAUGAACACACACACACACACACACACACGCACACACGUUUUUUCUGGUGAAUAAAUAUCUUUCAAAAUUACA
Homarus americanus (American lobster) is the source of this 3166-nucleotide messenger RNA. RefSeq lists its product as uncharacterized. Lineage: Eukaryota; Metazoa; Arthropoda; Malacostraca; Decapoda; Nephropidae. Gene Ontology annotation, molecular function: glutamate-gated receptor activity. The record is from RefSeq and is a predicted model, not a curated record. Gene Ontology annotation, cellular component: membrane. Bases 44 to 2500 code for a protein of 818 amino acids. The transcript is spliced from 15 exons.